Molecule: messenger RNA, 3506 nt
Organism: Rhagoletis zephyria (snowberry fruit fly)
Lineage: Eukaryota; Metazoa; Arthropoda; Insecta; Diptera; Tephritidae
Gene: crp
Product: transcription factor cropped
Biological process (GO): regulation of transcription by RNA polymerase II
Cellular component (GO): nucleus
Molecular function (GO): RNA polymerase II cis-regulatory region sequence-specific DNA binding; protein dimerization activity; DNA-binding transcription factor activity, RNA polymerase II-specific
Source: RefSeq, a predicted model, not a curated record
CCCAGAGAAGCUUUGAGAGAAACGCCGCUGCCAGUCCGGUAAAGUCAGCAAAAGGCGACGAACGACUUUUAUGUAGUAAUUUUACGUGUGAUUCCGCGCUUUAGAUUUGACGUUUCCUUUAUUACAUUCUGCAAUUAAUAUAAAACACAAAGUAAAAACAAAAAUACCACUAAGUGCAAAUUAUAAACAGUGGUCAAACCCAAGUUUAAUGUGCGGAGUGCAGGAUAGAAAGAGUUGAUGUUACGCAGUGGAAGUGGUUAUUAGAAGGCGCCGAAAAGCAACGUCUGGCCAGACAAUUUAAUUUGCCAAUCUAUAUACAUACAUAUAUAUAUAUAUAUAUAUACAAAUACAUAUACAUACAUAUUAGUGAAGAUAGAAAACACGUGUCCAUUUGCCAAAAUUCAGAAUUUGCAAAAAUAGUGUGCUUGUGUGCGAAAAGAAUAAAUAAAUACAUAAGUGAAAAAGAAAAAGCGCUGAAGCAGUUCGCACAAAAAUUUCAAACAUUUCGUUCCACAAAAAUGUCUGUACCCGUCGAUAUCAAGACAGAGGAAGUCAUUUUGGAAAGCACCGAAUACAACAGCGCAGAGGAAUUGGACGAGGAGCUACAACUACAAUUAGAAGAUUCCGGAGGUGAAUAUAUUCAGUAUCAGGCGGAACCGCAAAUCCCACAGCGUCAGCGCCACACUAAUUCCGGCAUGAAUACGAGCAGUGCAUCAAUAAAGAGUGGUGGCAGUGGUGGCGGUGGUAGCACCACACCAAACGGCAGUGCCACCAAUAGCGGCAAUAAAAACCUGCUAGAGAGUGAGAAACGUAUGCGACGAGAAAUCGCCAAUAGCAACGAACGACGACGAAUGCAAAGCAUCAAUGCCGGUUUUCAGAAUUUACGCUCGCUCCUACCACGCCACGAAGGCGACAAGUUGAGUAAGGCCGCGAUUUUACAACAAACCUCCCAAUACAUCUACGAGUUGGAGAACCAAAAGACCCAGCUUUUAAACCAAAAUAGUCAAUUGAAGCGUCAACUUGGAUUGCACGAAUCGAAUACAGCUGGCAGUUCAGCCACAGGAACAGUAGAGUCUUCAGCUGCUAGCGGUGCAGAAUCGUUGAACAGUGGCAGCGGGGCCAUAAAAAAACGCAAACUCACCGACAAUAUAAUCAGCCUCCAAACGAUAAGUGACUCCUCUGAUGAAGGCUUAGGAUCGAUGUCCCCAGAACCAACGACACUUUUGAAUGUGGGCGUUGGCAGUGUCAAUGCUAAAAGUCAAGUGAUUAUUGCACAUAAUGCUGCCACCUCUAAGGAAUUGAGCGAAAUGAAAAAGCAACUGGAAAAGGAACGCCGCAUGCGCACCAUGCUUGAAGAGGAAUUGCAAAUGAUCAAGCGGCAGCUGUAUUCGGUGGCCACGGCACCUGCAGCCUCUACAUCCUCAUACAUUCCACGCGAAGUGAUCGAACACACAGACAAUUUGGUCCGCGAAUCCAUAGAUGAGUUGCCAGCUGGAACUGUUUCCUAUGUUGAAAUUGAUGAAAUGACAGGUCAAAGGCAAGUGGUAGUUUGCUCAAGUAUUGAAGAGUUGGAGAGCGAAGCUGCAGCCGCAGCAGCAGAAAUUAUCACAGAAGACAAUGUGCAGGAGGAGGUCAUACUAUCAUCUACAUCGUCUACCGAAUCCGAGCAAGAAGUCAAUGCCAUUGCCAAGGCAUAUGCUGAAGGUUCAUCACCGUCAGCGGCAGUCCUGCAACCAAUAUUACAGGCCGCCAUCAAAGCAACGCCAAAAGUUGAGGUAGAACGCAUACAUGAGAUCAUCAAAGUAAAAACGGAAAAAAUAGAUCAACCAAGUGGUUUGACACGCUCGCGUCAGAAUCUUGAAACCAUUGUGGAGGCCAUAAGACACCUAGAAGGUGACCAUCUAUUCGCGGAUGGCAGUGAGCAAAAGUUGCAGCAACAGCAAAAUCAAAGAGCACAGGAGGCUCCCUUGGCGUUAACCACAAAAGUGCAGCAUGCGCAGCGUGCCACUUUGGCUGAAUUGCGUCCUUACCUGCAAAUCAAAGGCAACAAACAAGUAACCAUUCUGCAGCAAACAGGCCAGCAGAAGGAUAGUGGCACUGGCAGCAUUGGAACUACUACAGUCAUGCCCACCGCCAUUUACAAAGUGCAAACAACUGCCGCGGGGUCGAGCAGUGUAGGCGCUGGACAAGGUGCACAACAGGUGACGAUCACAACGACAGCCCUAAAACAGGUUCGGCCGGGUGUCAUUGUUGCCAAGCAGCUGUCUUGAUUGCAUUCAACUGCAACAACAGUGUCGCCAACUGCAAACACAACUACUGAGUUAGAGGUUAAAGAUGAAAGCUCGGCUACCGCUGAGCGAGAGGCAGGAGCACAGGCAACUUCAACAGCAGCAGUAGCAAUUGACUGUUUCCAAAAGAAAAGUACUUUCAAAGAAAAUGGAUCACAAUUAGAAACGUCGACGCAAAAUCCAUUUCCAACAGCUUUGGUGACCAAACUGGUGGAUGUGGGUGUUAACCGAAAGUCAAGUCAAUCAAAUCAAGGAAUGAACAUCUUUUCUAGUAUUGAUAUUGAUGACAUUUUAAAAAAAAAGGUAAAAGUCGUUAAAAAUUUUGCCACCAACAGAUCAAUUCUUAAUAACGCUAUGAUACAUUCACAACCAGAAAAGCCGAAUACUUUAGAAAAAUGUACAAAGACUGCUCAUAAUACCAAAUUGACCGUUUUACCAACAACGGCUACCAAUAAACCUACUGUUGCUGUUGAUAUAUCGUCAAUAGCUGGUCGUGCGGCAAAAUCUGCAAAUCGUUUUCGCAAUUUGGCUUCUUCAAUUGAGAACACUACUGAUGGCAAAUUAAAAGCAGCUGCUACUACUCCUAAACGAAUUAAUAAUUAUACUACUACACAUACUACUACGAUAAAACUAAAUAGUAAUAACAAACAUGAUAAUUGUAAUGAUAAUCUAACUAAUUUUAAUUCUUGUAAUAUUUUACCUAAGUUAACUAAACGUCAGCAAGCAAAAUCUUAAUGUUACCAACAUUGUUAAUAGUAAUAAAAAAAUCGCUAAAUUGUAUGGAUGAAUAUACAUAAAUGCAAGAACCAAUACAGCUACCCAUAAUUUGGUGGAGAUCGACCAUUAUAGUAUGUCGUAUCAUAUUUCGAGAAGAAAAUAAAAUAUUGUACUGGAAUUCAAAGAGCUAUGCGAGUAAAGCAUUAAUUAAUAUGGAUUAUGUGUAAAUGAUAAAACUAUUCCUUAAACCAAAAAAAGGCAUGCGUUUUUUGUGUUUAUCUUUUACUGUAUGUAUUUAAUGCAAAUUAAAAAUGCCUGUUGUUGUAAGGCGAGGAGAAACGUUUAUUACAAUUAUGCUAAGCAGUCUUAAUUGCCGACAGUCGAUGUCGUGUUUACGGUAUUGUGGCAUAGGCGAGGGGAUCGAAUUACGGCAUUCGGUUAAGAAAAAAAAAAUUGUUUCCAUUUUCAUCAUUUUCUGUCCCAAGUAUGGUAAUUACUACA